Molecule: messenger RNA, 897 nt
Organism: Closterium sp. NIES-65
Lineage: Eukaryota; Viridiplantae; Streptophyta; Zygnematophyceae; Desmidiales; Closteriaceae
Source: the annotation of a GenBank genome assembly
AUGGCUGCGAAGAAGGCGCAGAAGGAGGAGCAGCAGAAGCGGCAUGCGGCCAUGCAGGCAGCGAGGGACAAGAAGAAGGAAGAGCAGGAAGAGCGUAAAGAGGCGAAAGCUGCGAGGGAUGCAGCGAAAAAAUCAAAGUCGCCUUCUUCGCCACCGAAACCAGCCAAGUCGCCCAAGUCGCCAUCACCUCCCAAGAAAUCGCCAUCUCCCUCUCCCGUGCCGCCCAAGAAGUCACCGUCACCGUCUCCUCCGAAAUCUCCCGUUAAGCCGACAACUCCCACUCCUUCCACGCCAAAGCCGACUACUCCGUCAACUCCUUCGACUCCGUCAAAGGGUUCCGUCAACCCUGCUGACGUGUCCGUCAUCGCGAAUCUCCAGGCGGCGGCAACGUUAACGGCGGACGCGGCCGACCUGCUGACGCCCAAAAAUCAGUACUACGCGAAUCUAAAGAGCACCGAGCAGGCUCUUCAGAACGCGGUGAUUCUAAUCAACCAGGGUCAGCGCGCGCUGGUGGCGACGCAGGUUGACAACUCCGUCGCGACACUUAACGGCGUGUCGGUGAUGCUUAACAAAUUCCGUUUGAAACCGAGCCAGCACCAUCGUCAGGGCCAUCUGCUGGCCCGGCUAUUGGGCCAGUCUCACCUGCAGCGAUCGGAACAGGCCCAGUCUCCUCUGCUGCGUCAGAAACAGUUUGAGCCUUUGCCGUUAUCCCAGACGCAUCCUCCUCCUCACUCCCAUCCCCUUCCUCACUCCCGUCUCUCUCCGCAUGUUCAUCAUCCUCCUCCCUCUCCUCACUCUCACCCCCCUCCCCAAUCCCUUCACUCUCCUCACUCCCAACCCCCUCCUCACUCCUCUCAAUAUCUUCAAUUCCAUCACUUGAAACACCUUGAGUACUAA